Molecule: messenger RNA, 3951 nt
Organism: Purpureocillium lilacinum
Lineage: Eukaryota; Fungi; Ascomycota; Sordariomycetes; Hypocreales; Ophiocordycipitaceae
Biological process (GO): transmembrane transport
Cellular component (GO): membrane
Molecular function (GO): ATP binding; ATP hydrolysis activity; ABC-type transporter activity
Source: RefSeq, a predicted model, not a curated record
AUGGCCGCGCCGACGAGCACCACUGCCGUUGACGAGGCAGUCGCCAUCAAGGUGGCUGAGGAUAGCCUCGCCUCUGGCGGCGGAGAGAAGAAGGCGGCCCCCACCAACACCAGCAGCGGCAAUGAUGAUGAGAGCCCAGGCUCGGCGCCGUUGCGGGAGGAGCGCAAGGGCGACGACUCGAGCUUCAAGUACUUCAUGCGCGUCUUCACGUACAACGACGGCAAGGGCUGGUUCAUGAACGGCGUGGCCCUCGUGUGCAUGAUUGCCGCCGGCACGGUCCUGCCACUGAUGGACAUUGUCUUUGGCAAGUUUAUCAACGUCUUCAACGACUUUGUCACGGGCGAGUUGACGGCGGAUGGGUACAUGGAUGAGGUGGGCAAGUAUACCCUCUACUUUGUCUACCUCUUCAUCGCCAAGUUCGCCCUCACCUACGCGUGGACCGUCCUCGUCAACAUCACCGCCAUCCGCACCACCAAGAAGCUGCGCGUCGACUUCGUGCGGCAGACGCUGCGGCAGGAGAUAUCCUUCUUCGACGCGCCCUCGUCCUCCGUGUCCGGGCAGAUCACCACCAACGGCAACCUCGUCAACAACGGCAUCUCGGAGAAGCUCGGCCUCACCAUCCAGGCCGUCGCCAGCUUCGUCACCGCCUUUGUCGUCGCCUUUGCCGUCCAGUGGAAGCUCACGCUUAUCCUGCUCGCCAUUGUGCCCCUCAAUCUCAUUGUCACCAUCUGGUGCGUCGUCGAGGAUACCGUCCUCGAGUACCGCAUGUUUGACAUUUACUCGGAGAGCGGCUCCCUCGCCGAGGAGGCCUUUUCCACGAUUCGCACCGCGCACGCGUUUUGGGCGUUCCCCAAGCUCGUGGAACGCUUCGGCACCAUCCUUGAGCGCGCGAGAAGAGUCGGCAAGCGCAAGAGCCUCAUCUACGCCAUCCUCUUCCCCGUCGAGUUCUUCUGCGUCAUUGCCGGCUACGCACUCGCCUUUUGGCAGGGCAUCCGCAUGUACUCGACGGGCGAGAUCCAGCAGCCCGGCACCGUCGUCACCGUCAUCUUUGCCGUGCUCGUCGCCGCGCAGGCGCUCACGCAGAUUGCGCCCCAGACCAUUGCCAUCUCCAAGGCCACCGCCGCCGCGCAGGACCUGUUUGCCAUCAUCGACCGCAAGUCGGCCAUCGACUCGCUCUCGGCCGAGGGGACGCGCAUCGCCGACUUCAAGGGCGACAUCAAGCUCCGCGGCGUCAAGUUCUCGUACCCGUCGCGCCCCGGCGUGCCCGUGCUGCACGGCCUCGACCUCGACAUCCCGUCGGACAAGACGACGGCGCUCGUGGGCGCAAGCGGCUCGGGCAAGAGCACCAUCUUUGGCAUGCUGGAGCGCUGGUACGCCAUCUCGGCCGGGACCAUUACGCUCGACGGACACCGCCUCGAGGACUUGAACCUCCAAUGGCUGCGGACCAACAUUCGACUCGUGCAGCAGGAGCCUACGCUGUUUAGCGGUACCAUUUACCAAAAUGUCGUCGACGGGCUAACGGGCACAGACAUGGUCGACUUGCCCGACGACGAGAAGAGGCGUCUUGUCCGUGAGGCCUGCCAGGCUGCGUACGCCCACGACUUUAUCGAGGAUCUUCCCAAGGGCUACGAGACGUACAUUGGCGAGCGCGGCGCCUCUCUCUCUGGUGGGCAGAAGCAACGCAUCGUCAUCGCCCGUAGCAUCAUCUCGAACCCGAAGGUUCUGCUCCUCGACGAGGCCACCUCGGCGCUCGACCCCAACGCCGAAAAGAUUGUGCAAGCGGCCCUCAACAACGUCGCCAAGGGUCGCACGAUGGUCGUCAUUGCGCACCGCCUCAGCACCAUCCGCGACGCCGACAACAUCGUCGUCAUGUCCAAGGGCGAGACGGUCGAGUCCGGCACCCACGCGGAGCUCAUCGCCCUCGGCGGCGCAUACGCCCGGCUCGUCCAGGCCCAGGACCUGGGCAAGGGCGGCGGCGGCGGCGGCGCGGCCGAGGACGGCGACGAGGAGAGCGAGGAGGAACGGGGAGGCAAGCCGCCCGUGGACCUGGACGUGGCACUCACGCGGGCUUCCACGACGGGUACUAUCCCUGGUGCCGACGGCAAGGAAGACGACGAACAGUACGGUCUGCUCCACGGACUGUUUCUGAUCCUCAAGGAGCAGCGGUCCCUGUGGUGGCCCAUGGCGGUGACGAUGCUGUGCUGCCUCGUCGGCGGCGGCACGUACCCGGCGCUGGCGGUGCUCUUUUCCAAGACGAUGCGCGCGUUUGAGACGAUUGACGUCAGCAAGGGCAACUUUUUCUCGCUCAUGUUCUUUGUCGUUGCGCUGGCCAACUUUGUGGCGUACUUCAUCGCAGGAUGGCUGGCCAACAUUCUCGCACAGACCGUCAUGAAGUUUUACCGCGGCGAGAUAUUCGACAACACGCUGCGUCAGGACAUGGCCUUCUUCGACGACCCGGACAACUCGACGGGGGCGCUCGUGUCGCGGCUGGCGUCGGAGCCCACGUCGCUGCAGGAGCUGCUGUCGAUGAACGUGGCGCUGCUCGUCAUCAACGUCGUCAACCUCGUGUCGUCGUCGGUGCUGGCCAUCGCCGUCGGGUGGAAGCUCGGCCUCGUGCUGGCGUUUGGGGCGCUUCCCGUGCUCGUGGGCGCGGGCUACGUGCGGAUCCGGCUCGAGUUCAAGUUCGAGGACGACACGGCCGGGCGGUUCGCGCAGAGCAGCGGCGUGGCGGCCGAGGCCGUCAUGGGGAUCCGGACCGUGUCGUCGCUGGCGCUCGAGCGCGCCGUCGUGGAGCGCUACGAGGAGCGGCUGAGGGGCAUCGCGGGCGCCGCCAUCGGCAGCCUCGGCUGGAAGAUGCUCUUCUACGCCCUCAGCCAGUCCGUGUCGUUCCUCGCCAUGGCGCUGGGCUUCUGGUACGGCGGCAAGCUCGUGUCCACGGGCGAGUACUCGACGGACCAGUUCUACACCGUCUUCAUCGCCGUCGUCUUCUCGGGCGAGUCGGCCGCCAUGCUGUUCCAGUACACGACGAGCAUCACCAAGGCCCGCGGCGCCAUCAACUACAUCUUUCGGCUGCGCCGCCAGCGGCUGCUGUUUGACGCGCCGUUUGACGACGAGGCGAGCUGCGGCGGCGGCGGGAGCAGCAGCCAUCACGGCACAGACGAAAAGGAGACGGCCGCGGCAACGACCCCCACCGCCAGGGGCACCGAGGUCGUCUGCGAUUCCGUCGAGUUUUCGUACCCGCUGCGGCCCAAGAUCAAGGUCCUCCGGGGCAUCGACGCCACCAUCCGGUCGGGCAGGAUGGUGGCCUUUGUCGGCGCGUCCGGCUGCGGCAAGUCGACCAUGAUCGCCCUGCUGCAGCGCUUCUACGACCCGUCGUCGGGCGAGCUGCGCGCCAACGGCGACGACAUCAAGACGCUCGACCGGUGCCGCUACCGGCGCGACGUGGCCCUCGUGCAGCAGGAGCCCGUGCUGUACCAGGGCUCGAUCCGCGAAAACGUCUCGCUGGGCCUCGAGCGCGGCGAGCCGUCGUCGGCCGAGGUCGAGGCCGCGUGCCGCGCCGCCAACGUCUGGGACUUUGUCGCGUCGCUGCCGCAGGGGCUCGACACGCCGUGCGGCAACCAGGGCCUCUCGCUGUCGGGCGGCCAGCGGCAGCGCAUCGCCAUUGCGCGCGCCCUGAUCCGCAAGCCUAGGAUGCUGCUGCUCGACGAGGCCACGUCGGCGCUCGACACCGAGUCCGAAAAGGUCGUCAAGGAGGCCCUCGACCGCGCGUCCGCCGGUCGCACGACCAUUGCCGUGGCGCAUCGCCUGAGCACCGUGCGCGACGCCGACAUGAUUGUCGUGUUUGCCAAGGGUCGGAUCAUGGAGCGCGGGACGCACGACGAGCUGCUCGACACUCGGGGGCUGUAUUACGAGAUGGUGCUGGGGCAGUCGCUCGACCGCGAGGCUGCGUGA